Molecule: messenger RNA, 3919 nt
Organism: Monomorium pharaonis (pharaoh ant)
Lineage: Eukaryota; Metazoa; Arthropoda; Insecta; Hymenoptera; Formicidae
Gene: SMC5
Product: structural maintenance of chromosomes protein 5
Exons: 14
Coding region: 464-3601 (1045 amino acids)
Biological process (GO): double-strand break repair via homologous recombination
Cellular component (GO): Smc5-Smc6 complex
Molecular function (GO): ATP binding; ATP hydrolysis activity
Source: RefSeq, a predicted model, not a curated record
UCUUUCUAGGAAUAUAUAAAAUUUCGCUAUUGACAGUGAAUUUCAAAAUCCAGCCUAUAGAGAAGAUGCUCUUCGCGCACGUGACUUCUUAUAUGAAGUCCUUUCCAACUUUUUGGGGGCUACGCUUGAUUUAUUUGUGCUGCACUUUUUGCACUUAGAAUCUUCGCUUUCUCUCUCGCCAACGCCCGAAUGUAUAUGUAUCUCGUUUUAAAGUGCAAAAACGUGCAGAAAUUUCAAACAAGACGAUACAUCUUUUGUUUAACGGUAUUGGCGGUAUUUCUGCAUGUACGAGAUGGUACGAGAUGAACAACCGUGCGAAUUGGAUAAUAGAGAAAAUCGGCUAUCUCACUUUCAGGCGUAGCUAACGUUUUCAUUGUUAUCGGCGUGUUUCAUUUAUCGUGUUCCAUAAUAUUUGCAUCCUUUGCGUACAAAACACGGCGUUAUUGAGACUUAACCUAUCAAGAUGGAUAACAGAGAGAAUGGAAUUAUCACCUACAUAUAUCUGGAAAAUUUUGUGACUUAUGACAAGAUAAUAGUGAAGCCUGGAAGAUAUCUCAAUGUGAUUAUCGGACCUAAUGGUUCCGGCAAGUCAACCAUCGUUGCUGCUAUAGUUCUCGGUUUAGGAGGCAAGCCCAGCAUCAUAGGGCGGGCUCAACAUGUAGGAGAAUACGUAAAGUAUGGGCAGAAUUCAGCAAAAAUAGAAAUUCAUCUGAAAAACGGCUCUAAACGAGAUUCUGUGGUAACAAGGAUAUUUAGUAAGGAAGGAAAAUCCACGUGGAUGAUUAAUGGUGUUCAAGCAACUGUAAAAACUGUACAGGAAUUCACAACCAGUCUUAAUAUCCAGGUUGACAAUCUUUGUCAGUUCUUGCCCCAAGAUAAAGUACAAGAUUUCUCAAAAAUGGAUCCUCAAGCAUUAUUGGAAAAUACAGAAAGGUCUGUCGGAGAUCCAAAACUUCUUGAGUAUCAUCUGGAAUUGAAAAACCAAAGAACCACUUUUAAGAAACUAGAAUCUGAUGUAAGCAAUACAAAACGGAUAUUAGAAUCUAAAAUUCAGAGGCGUGAUGGGCUACAACAAACAGUUGCAACAAUAAAAGAGAGAAAGUUAAUAAAGAAAAAGAUAACAACACUGAAACAAAAAAGAGCAUGGAUGCAAUAUGAUCAAAUGCGGAGGAAGCUAGUAGAGUCAAAGAAAACUAGAGAUCAAGCAGCAAGACAAAUGCAAUCAAUAGAAACAGAAUUACAUCCGUUAAAUGAAAAGAUUGAAAAAACAAAAUCUGACAUUGCAAAAUUAAAAACUUCAAUAAAUGAUUAUAACAAUAAAGUUCAAACUAAGAAUAAAAAAUUGAAAAACAUAAUGAAUGAGAUUCUUAACUGUGAAAAUAAGAUUAAAGAUGUUGAAGAAACAUGUUCUCGACAGAUUCAAACAGAACAGAAUCGAGAUCAAGAGAUUAAUCUCGCGCAGCAGCAGAAAAGCAAAUUAGAAAACGACUUUUCCCUCGUGAUUAAUGAAUUUGGAUCAGAGGAAAGUUUAACGCAGCAACUGAAAAAUAUAGUAGCUAAUAUGGAGGAACAUAGAGAAAUUACUAAUAAUCUUACCACUAAAGAUGUAUCAUUGAAGCACGAGGAUAAAAACCUUAACCGUGAAAUAAGUUAUGUACAAGCAGAACUCCAGAAUCUUAAUAUUGAUGUGAAACGAUUAGAAUUAUUGAAACAAAGAGAUGUGAAUGCAUACAAAGCUGUACUUUGGUUAAAAGAGAACCAAGAUAAAUUUUCAGCGACAGUGUAUCAGCCCAUGUUGCUCAACAUUAACGUAAAAGAAGUUUCAUAUGCAAAAUAUUUAGAAAAUAUAAUACCGCCUCGAGAUCUAGUUGCAUUUGCAUGCGAAGAUAAACGCGAUAUGAAUUUACUUUUGAAGUAUUUGAGGGAUCAACAGAAACUGAAGGUUAAUGUAGUACAUUCCGAUCCAAUGAAAAGAAUCUCCAUGCAACCAAAUAUACCAAUAGAAAAUGUUAAGAGAUUUGGCUUUAAGCAUUAUUUAGCAGAACUUAUUGAAGCACCAGCCUCUAUAAUGAAAUAUCUAAUUUCAAUGUAUCGUUUACACAAUAUCCCUGUUGGAACUAAUGAAGUCGAGAAUAAUACAAAUUACAUACCUCGAAAUUUAAGUUGUUAUUUUAGUGAAAACAAUAUUUACUCCGUAAGUACAUCUAAGUACACAAACGAAAUAUCGACCAGAAUAUCACGGGUCAAUGGAAAUGGAAUGUUGUCUAUUGUUACGGAUAAAACUAAACUACAGAAACUCCAAGAAAGAUUACAAAAUUUUCAAGAAAAAAGGGAUCAAAUCGCAAUUCAGAUUAAAGAAAUAGAAACUAAAAUGCAUGAGGAAACUAAAGCCUUAGAUGAGUAUAGGGCCAGCAGGAAAAAAUAUCAACAAAAUAUUCAAAACAUUCAAGCGUUAAAGAGUAGAAUACACAUAGCUGAAAAUAAAAUUAAACAGAUGGAAACGGAACGGAUGAGUAUUGAUGAUAUAAAGGCAACAUGCACUAAGGAGAUUAAGGCUAUUAUAAAGAAACAAUUAAAAAUGUAUAAAGAAUUUAAUUCAGUUCUGCAAGAAUAUUUCGAUUGCAAUACAAGCAAUGCAGAAGUUAAAUUUGCAAUGACAUUAUUACAACAAACUUUAAUGGCCAAAGAAAAUGCAGCCGAGGAAUUGAAGGAUAAAUUUCUAACGGCAGAGAGGAUAUUUAAACAGCACGAUGAAGAAUAUCAACCCUUAAGGAGAGAAACUGAAAGAUUAUAUAACGAAGCACUGGUACUCACAAGUAAUCUUAAUCCACAAGACAAAGCGUUUAAGCUUUUUAAUAAAGCUUUCGAAAAAUUGCCAGCUACUAUAGCUGAAAUAAAUAAUGAAUUAAAUGUAGCUCAAGCAAAAGUUUUUUGUAUGGCGAAGAAUGUGGAUGCCGAAAAUAUAUUACGCGAAUAUGAAGAAAUGCAAGCUAGUAUUCAAAACUUAACUGAAUUUAUUAAGGAAAACACUAUCGAACUAGAGCAAAUGACAAAAAGGAUUGAGAAAUUAAAAGAAAAAUGGUUAAAACCAUUGGAGCAAUUAGUUGAAAAGAUAAACUCAAAUUUUAGUUCUUACUUUUUCGCGAUGGAUUGUGCCGGCGAAGUUACACUCUCGCAUGGAGAAAAUGUUUUGGACUUUGAUCAGUAUGGUCUAAAAAUUAAAGUCAAAUUCCGAGAUGCAGACGAAUUGCAAGAGUUAACAAGGCAUUUUCAGAGUGGUGGUGAAAGAACGGUAACCACCGCCAUUUAUAUGAUAGCGCUGCAAGAACUGUCGCGCGUACCUUUUCGCUGCGUUGAUGAAAUUAAUCAGGGUAUGGACGCAGUGAAUGAAAAACGUGUCUUCGAUUUACUCGUCAAAAUGACAGGAAGGCUGGGCAGUUCCCAAUAUUUUUUACUCACUCCAAAACUUUUGCCAGAUUUAACAUAUACCGAGACAGUGACAGUGCAUUGCGUAUUUAACGGGUCAGUUAAGGCAGAUGAUCAAGAGUUUUCAUUUGAUAUAGAGGAUUAUUGCAAUUCUUUGAUCGACUCAGCUAAUUAAUUAAUAGAAAAAAAUAUGUCGUAGAAGUUGAUCUCGUUCCUUAUGUAAAUAUGAAGAUGCAAAUAAUAGUUACAUAGAAAUUUAUUUUAUUUUUCAUGAAGUUAUACACGCUGAAUUUUUUUUUUAAGUGUAUAUAGAAAGUGUGUGCUCAAACUAAUAUCUUCAUAAAACAAGAAAAUAGAGAUUAAAGAUAUUUCGAUAAGAUAAACUAUUUUUUUGUUAGCAUUAAAACAUGAUAUGAUACUUUGAUAAUUCAUUUAACAUACGCUUUGUAUAAAUAUUUGUAUUACAUUGAAACUAUUUUUAAUGUUUAAAAAA